Molecule: messenger RNA, 1963 nt
Organism: Anolis sagrei ordinatus
Lineage: Eukaryota; Metazoa; Chordata; Lepidosauria; Squamata; Anolidae
Product: eukaryotic translation initiation factor 2-alpha kinase 1
Biological process (GO): protein phosphorylation
Cellular component (GO): cytoplasm; cytosol; nucleus
Molecular function (GO): ATP binding; eukaryotic translation initiation factor 2alpha kinase activity
Source: RefSeq, a predicted model, not a curated record
CUCGUCUGCGCCUGCGCGGCCUGCUUCACCUUCCCUCAGUGCGACCUGCAGGGCCUCAGAGGAGACGUUGGUCGCCAUGUGGCGAGGGAAAGGGGGCCAGAGGCGGCCCCCGGGAGCCGAAAAUGCCUCGCCACCCCCGGCUUUGGAGUUCCCCGACGACCAGGCCGCGGGCCCGCAGUUCGACGAUUCUGAUUGGCCUACAGAGCUUCGAGGUUUAAAUGGUUCUCAAAAGAUAAUGAACAUAACAUCGUCAUUUGCCAACCAGCUACUUCUUGUUUCUCUACUAGAACAUCUUUGCCACAUCUACGCACAAGAUCCUACGCGCUCUAGACGCCUGUUUCAAUUACUGUGUAAGACAUUUACUCAAAUGCGCUUGCUAUCUGAUUUUGCUGUAUGUGAAGAAUUUAGUAGUCUGAGACUGCAGCAUAAUAGGGCCAUUGCCGCAUUAAUGAAAGCAGCGAACAAACAAAUACUAAAUGAGGAGUUUGGUAAUGGUAAUCCAUGCACAAACAGUAGGGAAAGUAUUCUUUUUGAAGCACAGACUUCUCGCUACAUUAAUGAAUUCGAUGAGAUUUCAAGACUUGGAAAAGGAGGAUAUGGAACAGUAUACAAGGUCAGAAACAAGCUCGAUGGUCAGUUCUAUGCAAUUAAAAAGAUUCUUAUUAAGAAGGCCACCAAAAGAGACUGCAUGAAGGUAUUACGGGAAGUGAAAGUGUUGGCUGGGCUGCAGCACCCAAACAUUGUAGGUUACCACACUGCAUGGAUGGAGCAUGUUCAACCGACAUGCAUGAAAGGUGAACCAAACCUAAAUCUGCCAUCACUCAAAGUGUGUUCUGAGCAAGGAAGUUCUGUAGAUCCAUGCUGUGAUCAGGAUAUGGAAGACAGCAGUUCCAUUGUCUUUGCCGACCUCAACCCUGAAGAUUCUGUUGACGGAAAUUCUGAAAAAAACGCUGUACACAAGUUGCACAAAAACAGCUUCUCAAAUGACAGUUCUGGUGUUUUAAAAUACAAUGAAACCCCUGCAUCAGUUGUGCCUCACCGUGAUAAGGAUCGACACAACAUGAACACAAAUGAUUCUUACAGUGAUGAACAAUCAUCCCAGAAAGGGGUUUCUUUGCUGCAGCAAUGUGAGAUGGAGUAUCAUCUGAUGCUUCACAUACAGAUGCAGCUGUGUGAAAUAUCAUUGUGGGACUGGAUUGCCGACCGAAAUCAAAGCUGUUUCAAAGCAGAGGAUGCUUCCAGUCCAUAUCACCACGUAGACAAUCAAGGGACAUUAAAAAUCUUCCAAGAGCUACUUGAAGGAGUGUAUUAUAUCCACAGUAUGGAAAUUAUGCACCGGGAUAUUAAACCCAGAAAUAUCUUUCUACAAGGAUCUGACUACCAUGUGAAAAUAGGUGACUUUGGGCUGGCCUGUAGAGACAUUAUACAAGAAGAUCCAAUCCACUUGCUAAGUGCAAAGAAGAGAACGGAACUAAUGCAUACAUCUGGAGUUGGCACUUGCUUGUAUGCUUCACCUGAACAACUAGAAGGUUCUCACUAUGAUGUUAAGUCAGAUAUGUACAGCUUGGGUGUCAUCCUGUUUGAGCUUUUCCAGCCAUUUGGAACUGAAAUGGAGAGAACUAAAGUUUUGAUGGACUUAAGGAAUAGCAACAUUCCCCUCUCUUUUAGCAGUAAAUGGCCAGUACAGACCAAAUACAUUAAGCUGCUAACCAGCCUCAAAUCUUCAAACAGACCAACUGCUGCUCAACUUCUUGAAAGCGAACUAUUCCAUAACACAGCAAAUGUUAUUUGCAGUCUGCAACAGAAAGUAAUACAGCAAGAAGAAGAAAUCAGGUUGCUUAAAGAAAGAGUCCAGCUAUUGCUGCAAGAGAAAGAGGAAAGACACAGGAGUCAGGAACUCGGCUCUCCUGUUUAAACCAGAUAACUAUAUUUAUAUGGUGCUUUGAAAGAUGUUCUAAUUUUU